AGACAUUCCGGAAGUUGUACAUAGAAGGUGAACUUAUAAACAGGUCUAGCUAGCAGAUUAUCUCAGAUAACUAGCCGAAUUCAGUUGUAGAGUGUGAAGGAUAAUGAAAUAACAGUAUUUUCUGUUCAUUGUUUGUGUAUACAACGUUUAACAAUUACAGCUAAAAUUACGUAAAGUCGGUUGCCGGAAAUUAAAGCUCCUGAGUGAAGAGGUCUGAAAACCGGAGCUAGCAUUAUUUGUUUCGUAUGUUGCUAGCAAGCUAGUUUGCAUCAGUGCCGUACCUCGACGAUUUCCACAGAUAUAACAGCACGUGUGCGGGUUUCCAAUGGCAGACGACUUUGAUAUCGAGGCGAUGCUUGAAGCACCUUACAGGAAGGGUGACAGCAAGUCGUAUAGUGCAAACGGCUAUGAAGAACACAGCAGGAAGAAAAGGCACAGUCGGAGUCGCAGCCCAAGUCCAGACCGCCGUAGGAGCAGAGAGCGCAAGAAGGGCAAGGACAAGCGUAGGAGCCGCAGUCGGGAGAAGAGGCGAUCACGUAGCAGAGACCGCCGUUCUCGAAGUCAUGAAAGGCAUGGACGUUACCGAGGUCACAAAAGCCCCCACCGCAAGAGCCCGUUUAAGAAAGAGAAGAGCCCAUUUAAGAAAGAGAAGAGCCCGUUUAAGAAAGAGAAGAGCCCAAUCAGGAAGCCUAUUGAUAAUCUGAGUGCAGAGGAGAGAGAUGCUCGCACAGUAUUCUGCAUGCAGCUGGCUGCCAGAAUCAGACCCAGAGAUCUGGAAGAGUUCUUCUCUGCUGUGGGCAAAGUGCGUGAUGUGAGGAUGAUUUCAGACAGAAACUCUCGCAGGUCAAAGGGUAUUGCAUAUGUGGAGUUUGUGGAGGCCACCUCUGUGCCCCUGGCUAUUGGGCUGACAGGACAGAGGCUGCUGGGAGUGCCGAUCAUUGUUCAAGCCUCACAGGCCGAGAAAAACAGGGCGGCAGCGGCGGCGGCAGCCCAUAACCUACAAAAAGGCAGUGCAGGACCAAUGCGCCUCUAUGUGGGCUCUCUGCACUUCAACAUCACAGAGGAAAUGCUCAGAGGCAUAUUCGAGCCCUUUGGGAAGAUUGAAAGCAUCCAGUUGAUCAUGGACAGUGAAACGGGCAGGUCAAAAGGUUAUGGCUUUAUAUCGUUUGCAGAUGCUGAAUGUGCCAAGAGAGCCCUAGAGCAGCUGAACGGUUUUGAGUUGGCUGGGCGGCCCAUGAAGGUGGGUCAUGUGACGGAGCGUUCAGAUGGCUCAUCAGCCAGCUCUUUUUUGGACAACGAUGAACUGGAUAGAACGGGCAUUGACUUGGGCACCACGGGCCGCCUGCAGCUGAUGGCCCGACUUGCUGAAGGUACAGGGUUACAGAUUCCUCCAGCUGCAAAGCAGGCUCUGCAGAUGAGUGGUUCUAUCCCAUUUGGUACCCUUCCAGGAGUGAUCCCAGCACCAAGCAUGAACCAGGCCAUGAACCUCCCCACCCAACCUCUGGCUACUCACUGCCUUCAGCUCUCCAACAUGUUCAGCCCACAGUCAGAAAACGAGCCUGGCUGGGAUACAGAGAUUCAGGAUGAUGUCAUUGAAGAGUGUAAUAGGCAUGGAGGCAUUGUUCAUAUAUAUGUAGACAAGAAUUCUACUCAAGGCAAUGUGUAUGUGAAGUGUCCGUCUAUCCCAGCUGCCAUGGCUGCUGUCGGUGCCCUACAUGGACGCUGGUUUGCAGGCAAAAUGAUCACUGCCGCCUAUGUACCCCUUCCAACCUACCACAACCUGUUCCCGGACUCAGUCACAGCCAUGCAGCUGUUGAGACCCACACGCCGGUGAUCCACACUCCUGCUUCACAGUCCAAUUCUUCUGACUCGGUGUCUCUGCAUAGCCUGGAGAUGCAAAAUUCGCCCUGCCCUUUUUUAGGACAGCUGCAGUCUGUCCCAGGAGGUCCAUAGCACAUUCUAGAUCUCAGAGGUACACAGUUGUCUGAGGGUGUAGAUGAAAGCUGGCUGGACUAGAUUAGCCCCCCCCCCCCAAAAAAAAAGGCCCCAAACAGUUAUCCUGGAUGUUCUCUGCUGUCUGGGAUCACUUUACGUUUUUAGCUUUUUGUAAUCACACUUUUCCUUUUUGUAAAGAACUCUGCAAUUAAAAUGGCUUUGAAAAUAA
Messenger RNA from Neoarius graeffei (lesser salmon catfish), 2164 nucleotides. It is a transcript of the gene rbm39b, whose product is annotated as RNA binding motif protein 39b. Bases 326 to 1834 code for a protein of 502 amino acids. Gene Ontology annotation, biological process: mRNA processing. The transcript has 15 exons. The record is from RefSeq and is a predicted model, not a curated record. Gene Ontology annotation, molecular function: RNA binding. Gene Ontology annotation, cellular component: nucleus. NCBI's taxonomy places the organism in Eukaryota, Metazoa, Chordata, Actinopteri, Siluriformes, Ariidae.